Lathyrus oleraceus (garden pea) is the source of this 1248-nucleotide messenger RNA. RefSeq names its product protein TIC 21, chloroplastic. The transcript has 5 exons. The record is from RefSeq and is a predicted model, not a curated record. The coding region runs from base 87 to 938 and encodes 283 amino acids. Lineage: Eukaryota; Viridiplantae; Streptophyta; Magnoliopsida; Fabales; Fabaceae.
GUGAAUGAAUCAAAGAAAGCAAGACGACGAAAAGAGACUAGAGAAAUCCACACCGCUUCUCGUUUCUUACACUAAUAACACUAACAAUGCAAACUCUUCUACCGCCGGCAUCAUGCGCCGGCAGGCUCACGGCGGUUCCACUCUCAGUCUCAUCCAUUUCCGUCCCACGUCUUCCCCGAAGAGUUCUCAUCCCGAAUUCCUCUCCCUCACUCCCUCUCAAGCUUACCGCUUCUUCUCCCUUUUUCAGUUCCUACAUUUCUCACCGACCAUGGAACCUUCCCUUCACCGUAACCGCUUCUACCCAACCCUCUCCACCUUUCACUCCUUCCAACGAAGAAUCAGAAAAAGCAAAACUCGAUCAGGUUUCCAAGAGAUUGGAGAAAACGGCGAGGCAUUUUAAGCGUUUAGGUAGUUUAGGAUUUUGGGGUCAGCUAGUGUGCACCAUUGUAUCAGCUGUCAUACUGUCGUUUUCAGUUAUCGUUACCGGAAAAGUCACUUCUCCGGCAACAUUUUAUGCUACAGCCGGUGGAAUAGCAGCUGCAUUCAUUUCAGUGUUUUGGUCCUUUGGCUAUAUCCGGCUCUCCGAGAGGCUUCGCAAGACUGCAAACGAUCCUACCAAGGCACCCCCUCGAUCUGAUGUAGUGAAAAGCUUACAGAAUGGUAUAGUAUUGAACCUUUUGGGGAUGGGUGCUGCUAUUCUCGGUAUGCAAGCCACAGUUGGAUUCUUGGUUGCAAAGGCUCUAACUUCCUCUGCCAACCCAUAUUAUCAGGGGAUCGCUCCUGGUUCAAGCCCUGUUCUCGCGUUGGAUGUCUUUUUGGUGCAGGCUUCGGCAAACACAAUUCUCUCUCAUUUCCUUGGACUUCUUUUCUCACUAGAAUUAUUGAGAUCAGUCACAUUGCCGCCUUCAGAAGCUCUUCCAUUUCUCAAGUUUGCAUAAGCAUUUUAAGGCCCUCUUUGUUGGUGGUUGACAUCUUAUAUUUCCAAAUUGAAAAGAACCGGUUCAAUGUUGUUAAUAAGCGGGAAACAUGACAGCUCCUCAAGAAAUCAGGAUCCAUGAGCAGAUUAUCACAGUAGCGGGGGGUUCACCGCACUGUUGACAGUUUGGAAAUAAUCGUGUAAGAAUGGGGAACUUUCAAAUUGCAACUUUUGAAGCUGUUGUAUAUUAGACCUGUCAUGCAAUAUCAGUUUUUUUAAACUCAAAAUUACAUGUCUAUCUGUUUAAUAAGAGAUUGUGCAGGAUUGGUUUU